GAAUAAAUAAAUAGAAAAAAAAAAUAAAAAAGGAAUGCUGAUAAUAAUAAAAAAUAAAUAAAUAAAUAAAUAAGGGGGGGCGGACAACCCCGGCCAGCCAGCCCACGCGCAACACGCAGAGCCCCCAUCCCGGUCGACGCCCCACCAGGGGACAGCAUGGCCCAGGACCAAGACAGGGAGCCAGACCCGAAGCCCUUCUGAAAUCCUCUCCCUCUAUCACCACCCCCCACCCCUCCUACUUCCUACUCCCCCUCCCUCCCCUUCCCCCACUUACAGAGUGCAAACCCCUGCAGGGGUAAGCAUCUGCCAUAGCAGUUAUUGUCCAUGCCCCCCCAGCCCAACAGGCCCCGAGGCACCCCGGCACACCAGAGGCCACGGCAGCAGGGGUAGACAGCCGGGCGCAUACCGGCCCAGACCCCAAGCAGCACCCCCCACAGAACCCGAGCCCCCGAAACCCCACCGGGGCCCCCGCCCGAGGGCAACACGCCCCAGGGAUCCCAGACCCCCGGACCCACCCAGCAGUGGGGCCGGGCAAUGUCCAAAAACCCACAGCGCCGGCACCAACACCCCCACCCCAACACUGGCCCCCAAACAACCCCCCCGACGCGGUCCUACAACACCAAUCUAAAUAAGAAAGCCACACAACACAGCAAAGCACAAAUCCCAAGUUCCAUUCCAAGCUCCGAUUCCCCCGCUCACACCCCCCCUCCAACACACACACAAAAAAAAAUUCCCCCUCAUUUAAGAAGAAUGGCCAAAGACAAGCCAGCGUCCAACACCCACCGCCACACCGCGAGGACCCCUCCACACAGACGCUCCUCCCCAGAAAAAUCAACAUGCCUGCCCGCCCAGGAGGCAAACAAGCCCGCCGAACGGGAACCCCACCGACAGCGCACCGCCCGCACGCCGGGGCCCGAGCGGCCCCGACAGAAACAACACCGGAAGGCCGAUACGGACGAACCAACAACACCAACCAAGCCCCCAGGCGGAUUCCCCCAGCCAAAAACACAACGAAACCACUCCAUCCCGCCGACCACAGCAAACACAGCCGCAAGGCAAAACAAGGGACAGAGCAGCCCCGCCCGGCGAGCGCCAGAGAGCCAGAGCAGCGAAGCCAACCCAGCCGCGCACCGGAAGACAGAGAUCUACUGGACUUAUUCAUGUUACAGCCUCAAACUUUAAUACAAUCAACAGGAAAUAUAGAAAGCGUGGUUUGCACCAGAUAUGGACCAGCCAAGGACCAGCCAAGGACCAACCAAGGACCAACCAAGGACCAGCCAAGGACCAGCCAAGGACCAACCAAGGACCAGCCAAGGACCAACCAAGGACCAACCAAGGACCAG
Messenger RNA from Cyprinodon tularosa, 1343 nucleotides. Its product is annotated as serine/arginine repetitive matrix protein 1-like. The transcript is spliced from 2 exons. Lineage: Eukaryota; Metazoa; Chordata; Actinopteri; Cyprinodontiformes; Cyprinodontidae. The record is from RefSeq and is a predicted model, not a curated record. Bases 535 to 1182 code for a protein of 215 amino acids.